AUGCAAAAUGGCAACACGAAGGGUCACGUGUCAAAAAGAGCACUCGAAGGCAUGGCAGUAGCCAACCCCAUGCGCGAUGCACUCUUUACAGCUUUGGGUUACAUUUACGAUCCCGUCCAUCCUGCCAUCAACAUGGGCACAGCUCAAAACGAUCUCAUGCAGAGCGAGCUCAAUGACAAGAUCAAUGCAUCUCUCGAGUUUCAGGUUUCAGACCUCUCCUAUGGUGAACCACAAGGCUCUCAACGAUUACGUCAAACCAUGGGAUCUCUAUUGACUCGGCACUUGAAGCCAACAAUACCUGUGGAUGCAGAUCACGUCUUUGUUGCUACGGGUGCUGGUGCUGCUAUUUACUAUUUGGCUCUUGCACUUACGGAUCCAGGAGACAGUAUCAUGGUGAUCAGCCCUUACUAUGGAAGCUUUGAUGGCGACGUGUGCAUGGGAUCUCAAAUCGAUUUGAUACCACUUUAUCUCAACAACAACAGUGACAAGGAUUGGGAUUUAUCAGUGGAUGUGGAUACGUUGGAGGAGACAUGGAAAGAACAUGUUGAAGCAAAAGGCAAAAAGGUCAAGGCAUUGAUCAUCACGAAUCCUCACAAUCCACUUGGCCGAUGCUUCUCACAAGAAUCCAUUGAAACCUUAUUGCGAUACGCAUCUAAACACAAUUUGCAUGUCAUCUCGGACGAGGUCUACGCACUCUCCACAUUCGGCCACUUGCUACCCAACAACAACAUGGAGCAUGAUCCCUUUCUUUCGGUGUUGAGCUUGCCCAAUCUCGACCAAUUGAUUGAUCCUUCCCUCGUUCACGUGGUGUAUGGCUUAUCCAAAGACUUUGGCGUCAAUGGUUUACGUGUGGGAUUUGUUAUUGAUCAGCAUAAUCCAACCCUUCGAAAUGUAUUGCCAGGUUUCAUAGUAUUCAGCUACACAUCCACACUCACAGAUCGUUUAUUAUGCAACAUGUUUUCUGACAAAGAAUGGGUUGACAUCUUUAUCGAGAUCAAUCGACGAAGACUUGCAGAAGCAUAUACGUAUGCCAGCAAUGUUUUAAAGCUGAUUGGUGUGGAUCAUAUCUCUGCUGAUGCUGGGCAGUUCAUGGUGGUGGAUUUACGAGCAGCUAUGACCCAAAUGAAUGGCAGGCCACCCACAUUUGAGGAUGAAAAAGAGCUGAUGACAACUCUCUUACAGCAUGGUGUGUAUAUGGUACCCGGUCAUGCAUUCUAUAUCCGUGAACCUGGAUUCUUUCGGAUCACAUUUACAGUAGACAAGGGUAGACUAAAGAAAGGCAUUGAUAUUCUUGCACAGAGACUUUCACUCAAAUAA
Lichtheimia ornata is the source of this 1317-nucleotide messenger RNA. RefSeq lists its product as uncharacterized. The transcript has 6 exons. Bases 1 to 1317 code for a protein of 438 amino acids. Gene Ontology annotation, biological process: biosynthetic process; amino acid metabolic process. Gene Ontology annotation, molecular function: transaminase activity; pyridoxal phosphate binding. Lineage: Eukaryota; Fungi; Mucoromycota; Mucoromycetes; Mucorales; Lichtheimiaceae. The record is from RefSeq and is a predicted model, not a curated record.